Molecule: messenger RNA, 2070 nt
Organism: Scomber japonicus (chub mackerel)
Lineage: Eukaryota; Metazoa; Chordata; Actinopteri; Scombriformes; Scombridae
Gene: cep76
Product: centrosomal protein 76
Exons: 13
Coding region: 51-2042 (663 amino acids)
Source: RefSeq, a predicted model, not a curated record
AGUUAUUAAUCGUUCCGUUAGUAACGUAGGUAGCUAGCUUAGCAGCUGUAAUGUCUCUCCCUCCAGAAAAAGCUUCCGAGCUGAAGCAAAUCAUUCACAACCAUCUGCUCAAGAUGGAUAUUCAUGGUAAGAUUCGUGAGGUGCUGGCUCAGACUGUGAGGGAUGAUCAAGGUCCAUCACAUCGAGGUCUGUCUGAGGCGGAUUUUCUACACGCUCUUCAGCGCAGGGGCAUCAUAGAUGAUGUGAUGAAGGACCUCCACUUUACCCAGGAAGCACCCACAGAUACAGAAACAGGAUUUCCUCCGAAGCCUGCGACUCACUUUGUAGACAAAGAUCUCACUCAACUGAAGAAAACCAAUAUUGACCCAUCCAGGCGGUACCUGUACCUACAAGUGCUUGGUGGUAAAGCCUUUUUGGAGCACCUCCAGGAGCCAGAGCCUUUACCUGGUCAGGUGUGCUCUACAUUCACACUUUACCUCCACUUCCGAAAUCAGAGGUUUCGCUCAAAGCCAGUGCCCUGCGCCUGUGAACCUGACCUGAAGGAGGGCUUCCUCUUAGAGAUCCACAGAGAUGGCAUAGGAGAGGGCAGUAAGAUGGCAGAUGCAACUGCCAUGCUGUCCAUGUGUGACCCAGUUCACUUGGUUUUGAUCAAGACAGACACCUCCAGUGAGACGACACUGGUAUCGUCCUACUUCCUGGACUGGAGGACAGUCCUCAGCGUGCCCAGUGGGAAGUCCUGCAUUGCUGUGGAGCUGAUGGGAGUUGGAAGUGAAAGCAAACUCCCAGCUGGUGUUUUGACGGUCAGUCUGGAGCUCUACCCCCCUCUCACAGAGACUCUAAACACUGACAUCAUCAGCACACAGCAAUCACUGGAGAGGCAGAGGACAGCGGAGAAGGAAAGGCUCUUCUUGGUUUAUGCCAAACAGUGGUGGAGGGAGUUCCUGGAGAUCCGCCCAUCACACCAAUCCAAAAUGGUCAAGAUCUUUGCACAGGAUGAGAACGGCGUCAACAGGCCCGUCUGCUCUUAUGUGCGUGUCCUCAGGGCGGGCCGCCUGCUAGAGAGCCCUCGACAGGCGGCCCGCUUUGUCAGCCUGCUGGCCCAGGAGAAGGCCCCCGUGGUGGGAGGAGGAGGAGGCAAGCAGGAGCAGUGGUGCACAUUAAUGGCUUUCCUUUGCAGAGGGAAGGGAGACUGUGAGGACCACGCCACCUUGCUGUGCAGCCUGCUGCUGGGCUUUGGCCUGGAUGCAUAUGUGUGUGUGGGCACCAAAGCCAAAGGAACACCACACACCUGGGUCCUGACCAGAGGUACUGAUGGAAGCAUCACCUUCUGGGAGAGCCUGACUGCACACAGAUACCUGCAUCGGGCUAUAGACCCGGAUGCCCCACCGUUGGCCCCUCAGCCCAAACCCUCGUCCCCCUACCGCACUGUGGGCUGUGUCUUCAACCACCAGACCUUCCUGGCCAACUGCCAGCCCUCUGACGCUGUGGAGCUCUGUGUCUUUGACUUCCAGAAUCAGUCUCGGUGGAAAGCAAUGAGCGAAGAGGCUCUCAAGUCUGUUUGUGCCCCAGGUUCCACCACCUCUCUGCCCCCUCUGCCUCCACUCUGCGCCCCAUCUCUGGAUGCUGCUGCUGCCAGCAACCAAAUGGAGCUGGAGAUGCGGUACCUGGUCUCCGAGUACAGGAAGGACUUGGAGCUGGCGACAGUCUGGGACGACCACCUGUCCUACCUGCUGUCCUCGGCCUUGUCGGCCUACGAGCUGGAGCGCUGCAGUGGCGUCUCCUGCGGCAACGAGGAGUUCCAGGACGCAGUGAGGAGGGCGGUGCCCGACGGACACACCUUCAAAGGCUUCCCCAUCCACUUCCUGCAUCGCAAUGCUCGUAGAGCCUUUGCCACCUGCCUCAAGUCUCCAUUCUGUGACGAGAUAGUGUGUUGUCGUGGCGACAGUGUGAGGCUGGCAGUCCGAGUUCGGGUGUUUGUCUAUCCAGAGAACACAUGUGCAGUGUGGCUCAUGUUCGCGUGUAAAUAUCGCUCUGUGCUCUGACCAGCUGACCCUGGACACACACUCACAU